AUGCCGCUUAGUUUGUUAGGAUUCAAGCCUAACCAUGACAGGAUCCGGAGGGUGAAAUGCGGAGAAGAGAGACCCAAGUGUCUGCGGUGCGCAAGCACUGGGCGCAAAUGUGACUUUGAGACAGAGGAGCUCUCACCCCCCGCGCCAUCUACUCCGCCUUUUCUGAACCCACGUUACACACCCUCUUUAUCUCCAAAUUCGGGGAGGAGAGAGCGCCGGGCAUUUGAAUACUAUUUUCAGCAUGCAGCUCAAUAUCUUUCUGGCGGUAUGGACAUUGACUUUUGGACUGGUGUGGUCCCACAAAUUUGCCGCACUGAACCUGCUGUGUGGGAUGCCAUAAUCGCUAUUAGCGCUUUAUUUGAGUGCCCAGAGCAAUCAUCGCAUUUCACUUUCCUGGGAACCCAAGAAAGGGAUCGUGCGCUCAAACAAGCCCAUCAAGAGGCUUUGGUUUGGUAUUCCAGAUCAAUAUCUGGUAUUCAUUCCCAAAUUGAGCGUGGUAGCGCGGAUCCUUACAUCGCUCUUGUCAGCUGCGUACUAUUCAUCUGUGUAGAAACUAUUCAAGGACGCAUGGAAGAAGCUCUACGACUUCUCCAGCAGGGGUUUAUGUUGAUUCAGGAUCUCCGCACGAGGGCUUGCCAUGGAACAGUCUCUCCUACAAAAUCCGCUUUGUUAGAACACACAAUCAUUCCGCUGUUCUUACGCUUGAACACCGUUGCUCUUAAUAUAUCAGGUACUCAGGUCAGCGAGCUCUUUUCUGUUUCAGAAGAUACAGAAUACGUGUUUCCAUCUCUUGCCUCUGCUCGGCAAGGCAUUACCACAUUAGCUGCCGAAUGCAUGAUCUUCCAACGAGAAGCAGAAGUACACCUGGAAGCCGUCAGUGGAGAUACAGGUGUAAGCCAAGAUCUUUUUGCUCGACAAGAGUAUUUAAGGUUUCGGCUUGCGGGUUGGCUGCGUGCCUAUACCGAGAUCUGCCAAACUCUACGUCGCAAAUGCUCCCCUAGCUCUAGAUCAUCCCCCCACACGGAGCCAACUCUUCUCACUUACCAUGCCGCUGCCUUGAUUCUUGUCUCUGGCUGUUUGACGCAACACGAAACCGUGUACGAUACUCAAAUGGCUGAGUUCGAAACAAUCGUUGAGCAGUCAAGUCUGAUUCUGGAGGCAAUAGCCGGACCAAAUGGUGCGCCACCGCCAUUUACCUUUGAGAUGGGUGUCGGAUUACCGCUAUAUUUGACUGCGCUCAAGUGUCGUCAUCCGGCUCUCAGACGAAGAGCUCUACAGCUGCUACAACAGGGGCCUCCUGUUCAAGGAUUCUAUAAAUGUUCCCCUGGUGCUGCUUUAGCCGGGGCUCUCAUGGCCCUCGAGGAGAAACAAAGCAUUCAACUGGCUGAAACCAUGGAUCAAAGCCAUACUGCUAGAGUUAGUGGCAUCAUAAACUCUGAUAAUUACUACGAUUUCACCCUACCACUUUCAGCGGUCAUCCCUGAGGAGGCCCGUAUAUGUUACGUUGGUGUUUUCAAACUUGGAAAUGGUAUUCCACAUAAUGUUUCUCAAGAGAAUGUUGAAAAAUGGAAUCGCGGCCCAGAGCAGCUUUUUGUGUCAUUCAGACGACUACGACGUGACCAUGAGUCUGACAAAUGGGAGUCCAUUCAUGAUUGUGUACCCUUAGAAUUUUGA
Penicillium soppii is the source of this 1674-nucleotide messenger RNA. RefSeq names its product Zn(II)2Cys6 transcription factor domain-containing protein. NCBI's taxonomy places the organism in Eukaryota, Fungi, Ascomycota, Eurotiomycetes, Eurotiales, Aspergillaceae. Gene Ontology annotation, biological process: regulation of DNA-templated transcription. The transcript has a single exon. Gene Ontology annotation, molecular function: DNA-binding transcription factor activity, RNA polymerase II-specific; zinc ion binding. The record is from RefSeq and is a predicted model, not a curated record. Bases 1 to 1674 code for a protein of 557 amino acids.